Messenger RNA from Vigna angularis (adzuki bean), 1137 nucleotides. Its product is annotated as GDSL esterase/lipase At3g27950-like. The transcript is spliced from 5 exons. The record is from RefSeq and is a predicted model, not a curated record. NCBI's taxonomy places the organism in Eukaryota, Viridiplantae, Streptophyta, Magnoliopsida, Fabales, Fabaceae. Gene Ontology annotation, molecular function: hydrolase activity, acting on ester bonds. The coding region runs from base 1 to 1137 and encodes 378 amino acids.
AUGGGAUUGAAGAUGAUGUUUUUAGUUUUUGGUUUGGUAGGUUUAUUGAUGAUAGCAGGAAAGGGAGAAGAUGAUGAUGAUAAGCAUAAAGAAUACUCAGCAAUUUAUAACUUUGGAGACUCAAAUUCAGACACAGGAACAUUUUCUGCAGCAUUUGCAAUGGUUUUUCCUCCCAAUGGUCAAAACUUUCCAGGAAAAUUCCCUACAAGAAACUGUGAUGGCCGACUCAUCAUUGAUUUCAUCUGUGAAGAGUUGAAGAUGCCAUACUUAAGUGCAUAUUUGGAUUCCAUUGGGUCAAAUUUCAGUUACGGUGCAAACUUUGCAGCUGGUGGAUCAUCCAUACAGAAGACGGGCUUUAGCCCAAUUAAUUUUGGGCUUCAAAUAUCUCAAUUCAUACAGUUCAAGUCCAGAACAAUGGCCCUCUACAAUGAAGGGGUGGAUGCAUAUUUAAAGAGUAGAUUACCGAAGUCCAUCAACUUCUCCAAUGCCCUAUACACCAUUGAUAUUGGUCAGAAUGAUCUAAGCUUUGGUUUCAUGAGCUCAGACAUAAAAUCACUUAGAUCAACAAUCCCAAAUAUACUCAGCCAAUUUUCUCUUGGAUUGCAGCAACUUUUGAAUGAAGGAGGCAGGUUCUUUUGGAUACAUAACACAGGUCCAAUUGGAUGUUUGCCAAGAAAAAACAUGAUGAACAAACUCACAUAUGAAGACUUGGAUUCUGCUGGAUGCAGAAAAAAUGAGAAUGAGAUUGCUCAGGAGUUUAACAACCAACUUAAGGACAUUGUGUUUGAGCUAAGAAAAAAUUUCACCAAUGCCAUCUUCACCUAUGUUGAUGUCUACUCUGUCAAAUAUGAACUAGUAAAACAUGCAAGGAACCAAGGUUUUGUUAAUCCAAAGAAGUUGUGCUGUGGCACUAGGAGUGUAAGCUAUUUUGACUGUGGAAGAAAGAAGAUAAAAAAUGGAGAAGAAGAAUACUACAAAUGUAAAGAUGCAUCAAAGUACAUUAGUUGGGAUGGUGUGCACUAUUCUGAGGCAGCAAACAAAUGGCUUUCCACUCUCAUUGUGAAUGGCUCUUUCUCUCAUCCACCACUUGCUAUAGGGAUGCUUGCUUCUCAAUCUCCAAAACAAAGUAAAAGAUGA